This is a messenger RNA of Rhodofomes roseus, 939 nucleotides long. RefSeq lists its product as uncharacterized. The record is from RefSeq and is a predicted model, not a curated record. Lineage: Eukaryota; Fungi; Basidiomycota; Agaricomycetes; Polyporales; Fomitopsidaceae. Bases 1 to 939 code for a protein of 312 amino acids. The transcript has 3 exons.
AUGCCAGUGCGCCGACAUUGCUGUGGCUUCUGUAAACAACGGUUACCUACUGCAAAAGGCCUCCGACUACACAUACAACACUCACCUCGCUGCCGGCGCAACUGGUUGCGAAAAGUCAAGCGAACCGCGCAAGCUGUUGCCGCCGCACAGAACGCCGCCGCCGCGCAGAACGCUGUCGCCGCCGCUUCAGCUGCUAGCCCUGGACAAGAGGAACCUCGGGUUGUCGAGCCUGAGGAUCUCGGCCCUUUUCUGCCAGAACCUGACGGUGCUGGCAACAUCGACGAGCGACCUAACCUAUCAGCGCGAGUCGAGGAUGUUCCUGAAGAUGAAGAACAAGCGUACCGUUACGUUGAAGCAUACCCUGGUGUCGUUGCUGAGAUCAUCCGCGAUGACAAGACCCUUUUUGAGAAGUGGCGCGACGAGCGGGAAAGUGCUGGUGUUGACGAGUGGGCGCCGUUUGCGGACCGAGAGGAGUGGGAAUUGUUUAGGUGGCUGAUCAAGAGUGUGGGUCAGAACAAAAUCGAUGAUUUCUUGAAGUUAUCGCUCAUUCGACGAGACUGCAAGCUGUCUGCGGAAAACAAGUAUCAGUUCUUCAAGAGCAUCGAUGACUUACCCACCGGUGUUCCUUGGGAAUGCGACAUUAUAACCGUGCAAGGUGAUCGAGUUGGCGAAGACGGCAAGUUGCUAGAGGAGGAGCUGGAGCUAUGGCGACGCAAUCCCGUCGACUGUGCACUCGACCUCAUCGGGAAUCCUACCUUCGAUGGCCAUGUUGCAUAUGGACCGGAACGAGUCUUCGCAGAUGAAGACGCCACCAUACGGCGCUACGAUGAGAUGUGGACGGCAGAGUGGUGGUGGACGAUGCAGCCUCAAUUGUCCGAGAUUCCCAGUAACGGGCAGAAUGUUUGCGAAUACGGAAAUAUUCGUGGCUAUUAUGAAUAG